Sitodiplosis mosellana (orange wheat blossom midge) is the source of this 4495-nucleotide messenger RNA. RefSeq names its product fatty acyl-CoA reductase wat-like. Lineage: Eukaryota; Metazoa; Arthropoda; Insecta; Diptera; Cecidomyiidae. Gene Ontology annotation, cellular component: peroxisome. Bases 2251 to 3888 code for a protein of 545 amino acids. Gene Ontology annotation, biological process: long-chain fatty-acyl-CoA metabolic process. Gene Ontology annotation, molecular function: alcohol-forming very long-chain fatty acyl-CoA reductase (NADP+) activity. The record is from RefSeq and is a predicted model, not a curated record. The transcript has 8 exons.
UAGUUUUUUCGUGAUAAUAGCAACGAAUACAUUUUUGAGAUGUCUUUGUACAGUUUUUUAGUAUAUAAUAAGACGGCAGAAAACAAUUGAAUUUAAAGAUUGUAUCGUGUGCAAUGUGUUUAUUUAACUUUGAUUAAAUACCGCUGCAACUUGACAUUUGAUUUUGUGCAAUAAAUAGUGUGCGGUUGACGUAUGCACGACCGGAAUCGAUUCAAUGUUAAUCGAGCUUCAGUCGGGCUCUGGUCGGGCUCUAUCAUGAAAACACGUUUCAAAUACGCAGUGACCAAUAUUAUCGAUGGUUGGCUAACGGUCGGGCAUGAAUGGAUUUUAACACCAACAUGAAAACACUUCUUCAGGCGGCAAAGUGAAUGGAAUAUGAUCUUUUUCGCCAAACAUCACUUAAAAUUCAUAGUACGAAAAAUUCAUAUACAAAAGAAAUAGUGCUCGAGAAAAGUGUACUAGUGAUUUUUGCACGUGUCUCUUACAUUUUGCAACAUGUGCCAAUAGCAUGUAUUGAAACAUGAUCCGCAUUUUUGUUUGCUCCACUUCCAUACAAAGCACAUUCAAGAAGACAGAAAUUGAGUGUAUACAAAGCCGAAACAUAUUCUUGUAUCAGAGGCAAGUCGCAGAUUUUUUUAGUUCCAUUUUGAUCAAGUGUCAAAAAAUCGAUAAAAUUUACUCCAAAUCCAUGACAUGACAUGACAUGAGAUUGGGAUUACCCAAAUUGGGAAUAGGGCAAAGAAAAAAGCAAAACAAGAUAAUAAGCUCAAAUAUACCGAACGCAGAGUGAUAAACACUGACAGCCCUGUAUUGAUAAGCAUAUGAUCAGCGAUCACAUUGCCGUGAUACGUUCAACUUUGAUUUCAAAUUAAAUGCAUACAUAUUGUAAAUUGCAAUUGACUCCCUAGAUAACAAUGGUGGGCUGAGCAGUGGUUUUGUUAGGUGAGAAUGAGUAAUAAUGCGAUGUGUAUGUGUCAGCAUCAAACUUCGUUCUAAUUUGCAAUAACUGGAAUUAGCGAGUAUCGCAUACGCAUUACGAGAUACGGUGAGAAUGCAACACCGUCGGAGAAAUAAUGAGUACAAUUAUAAUAAUAAUGACGAUCCGCCCACAGUAGAUAAUUGGAGAAGUUCAAAGAACAUCUGAAAUUUACCAGGAAUAAAAUGAAUUGCGUUCUUCCGGAACAUUUUCGAAUGGCACAAGAUAUUUUGUUCUGCUUGAUUGUGAUAUCGAAUAAUUCGAUACGUUUCGCGUGACCCAUCAAGUGCAUAUUUAUUGAAACAAUCAUAGCAAUUUGCGCCAGUGAUCGCAAUUUAAUCAAUUAUCUUUGCCAUAAAUCACUGAAAUAGGUAAACAGUCGCUGCGUUUGAACUUGACUGGAAAAAGCCGAGACGACAAUGUAACCCAUUCAAGCGGUUUGAGCGCACAUCUGGUAAUUUGCAUAGUCGGCGAUAACAAUCAACAAUGUUACAAACAUUUGCAUUAAUAUGCAAAUUCAUCAGUCGUGUGUGUAUGAGUGUUUUUUUCUCCUUUAUUCAUGUGACCAUCUCUAAUAUACACAGCAUCUCCGUAAGACAAACAAUUUACUUUCUAUUUUUUUAUGUCUUCAAAUGAGAAGCUUCAGGCGAUGUUGAGCAUCGUUUUGCUUAUGCGACGAUCAUGUGACUUUAAUAAAUGCAAUAGCUUAGAGUUAUACAACUUAAAUUUAAAUUCUAUUCAAAAAAAUAUAUGCAAAACAGCCAAACGACGACGAUGAAGAAGAAGAAGAAAAAAAAAAAAAAUCAACUAAAACUUGUUCUUGAAAUAUUCCGCUCCCACUUUUAACACUGGAUUUUGUACACAAUUUAAACGCAGACCCAGCAAAGCAUUCGACCGUUCCAAAUUUAGAUCUAGUCCAACCACUUUGUGUAUGCACAGAGCAUUCGGGCGUUUUGCGAUUGUGAUGAAAAAAAAAAUAACAUGGAAAAACAUCGUACCGUGUCGAUGAUAAUUAUGAAGUAUUUGAUGGCGGUAGCUGAAUACUGUACAGUCAACAAACAAUGAGACUUUGACGCGAUGCUGGCCAAAGACGUCAAUGUAUUGUUGUUUAUUGCUUGAAAAUAUGGAUAAAUUCGGCAACCACCACGGACCGCAUUACAUUAGACAAUUGGAUACCUGACAGUGCAACCGUCUUUUGAGCUUGUAUUCUGCUUUUUCGUGUUCAGAUUCAGUGCAAACAUCUUUAUUUACAUUACUGUAAGCAACGGGCUACAAUGAAGCCAAUUGCAUCGUUAGAGGACGUUGUGUUGAGUGAAAAGAGACCGGAGACGGUCGAAGAAGAGUUUCAAGCAUGUAUUCGACGUAUCAACUACAUGCAAAUGGAUUUGGAAGAUGAUAUUUACGAAAAAUCAACAAUAUCCCAGUACUUCAAAGGGAAAUGUGUGUUUUUAACCGGUGGCGCUGGUUUUCUUGGCCAACUCUACAUUGAAAAGUUAUUACGGAUUGGUGCAAGUCGAAUUUAUUGCUUGUUGCGUCCGAAAAAGAAUCUCACACCGGAAGAACGUAUACGGCACAUCUGCUCUGGACCGGUGUAUCAACGCCUCAGAGAUAUGGAUCCACAUUUUCAUGACCGACUCAGUGUGAUAACGGGUGAUUUGAAGUUAGUUGGUGCCGGUAUUAGUGCUACAGACGUAGAAUUACUGUGCAAUGAAGUUCAAGUGGUCAUUCAUGCGGCGGCCGAUGUUCGUUUCAAUAUUCCGCUACUUGAAUUGGUGCAGUCAAAUGUGCGUGGUACGCGCGAUGUUCUGGAGAUUGCCAAGAAAAUGAAGCGCUUGGAAGUGUUUUCAUACAUUUCAACGGCUUAUUCGCAUUGCCCGCGCGAUAUUGUUGAGGAGAAAUUUUACGAUCCACCAAUGGAGCCGGAGUUUUGGUUAAAGGUGCUCGAUCGCUGCAAAACGAGUGCCGAUCGUGAAAUUAUCGAAAUACUCGAACAGCAAUUUAUGAACCCAUGGCCCAACAGCUAUACAUACACAAAAGCACUCAGCGAAAGCCUGGUCAAGCGUUACAGUGCACAUUUCCCAACCAUCGUUAUUCGGCCGUCAAUUAUUGUUUCUACGUAUCAGGACCCAAUUCCUGGAUGGACAAACAACAUAACUGGCAUAAAUGGUUUAUGUGUUGGUAUCGGCGUGGGAUUCUUGCGUCAUUUGCACGUAUCCAAUGAUUUUGUAAUCGAUAUCAUUUGUGCUGAUUUCGUGAUUAAUACAACACUAUCGGCCAUCUAUUUGUCUGCCGAAAAAUAUGCAACGCUCAAACGAAUUCCCGACCCAGAAGUGUUCCAUGUUACAAGCAAGGGAUUCUAUUUGACUUCAGAGCGCUUGGGGCAAGAUUCAAUAACAAUUCGACGAUAUGAGCUAUUGCAUUGUAUGAAAUGCGUUUAUUACCCGGUCAUCACGUUCACACACUACGAAUGGCAAGAUUUUUUGGCAACCAUAUUCCUGCAGGCGCUGCCGUGCUUCUUCAUGGACUUUUUCAACCCCGAAAAGAUACGACUGUUGGCCGUUUGCCGUAAAAUCAAAUCAAUGAAGAAUGUGAUCACGUUCUUCAUGAACAAACGAAUACAUUUCGAUAACACGAAUGUCGUGCACGAAGUAUACGACCGCAUGACCGAUGUGGAUAAAAAACUGUUCCCCUCCGAUUCGCGUAACUUCGAAUGGAACAAUUUCCUUUAUGCAUACUUUGCUGGUAUGCGCGUUUACGUGCUAAUGGAUCCAUUGGAAACAUUCCCGAAAUCGAGAGCCAAAUUACGCAAAUUAAAAUACAUUCAUUACACACUGAAAUAUUCAUUCUUCACCAUUUUAGUACUGCUAUUUUAUGUAUUCGUAUUGAAAUGGCUUUUGCGUUCGUUGUUGUAAGGUAGGAAACGAGAAUUAGAAAAAAAAAUACUUCAAAAAUUCGUUUCAUCAUCGUCGGAAUGCAGCCAAUGCAUUUGAUUUGAUAAUUAUUUACAACAUAAUUUCUGUUGUAAGCAUAUUUGUACUCUGUAUCAAACGAUUUACAUCUCUCUCUCUCUCUCUCUCUCUCUCUCUCUCUCCCUUUCUCUAUAUAUUAUAUCACCUAGUUUGUAGUUCAACGGGCAUAUUAUGUUAGAAUAAUAAAUCGUGUUUUUGUGGUCGGUGUCACUUGGCGAAAAUGCAAUCCGGAAAACCGCAAAUUCAAAGCUCAAUAAACAUUUUAAUUAAAAUCAUGUUAUGUUCGAAAAUGUGUUCAAUUUAAAAUGCGAUGAGCUUCAUUAUGUGUCCGAUUUAUUGGCAUUUUUUUUCAUUGUUUGGCAUUGAAUCGUUGUUGUUAUUGCACGAGAUUCCGCUCCAAAUUCAACAAAUACCAAAUUCUAUCACAAAAUAAUUGAAUUAUUCAAUCCGGAUAAUUGUAUGUUUUGAUAUAGUAUCGUUACAAUUAUGUUAUUUUCAACGUGAACUCAUUCCAAUCGAAAAAUAUGGCAACGAGACAAAAAAAAACAAA